Molecule: messenger RNA, 3102 nt
Organism: Symbiodinium sp. CCMP2456
Lineage: Eukaryota; Dinophyceae; Suessiales; Symbiodiniaceae
Source: the annotation of a GenBank genome assembly
AUGAACUGGAGCUGUUCGAUCGCCUCCAUCCUCUCUGCCUUUGGCCUUCUUGGCUUCAUUGGCGUGGGAUACCACUACCGACCGAGCUUCCUCAAUCAGCUUGUGAGCGGGGAAGCUGAGUGGCCAACGAAAGAGUGGCACGAGACAUGGCACAAGUCAAUGGGAGACCGCUGGAUGUGCAAACAGAAAUGUGCUGAAGACGAGGAGUGCAUGUCCAAAUGCCCAAAACCAUGGAUUCACAUGGAAAAGAUGUGCACGGAGGUCUUUGACACCGUCAUCAGAUGCCACCAGGGGUGCGGUGAUGACAUGAAUUGCCAUCGCACUUGCCCUCUGCCAAAGUGCCCCAAGAUGGCGGCAAAAGUGAAGGGCAUCAUCCAGUGCAACAUCGACUGCGGCUCUGACGAUGCAUGCCGAGAUGCGUGCAAUGCACCUGUGAGGUCAUUCAGGCAGAUGUGCGGAAGGUUAAGUACAUCGGGAAUUUGCCACAAGAAUUGCGGUCAAGACCGGGUCUGUCACAAGCAGUGUCCCAAGGUGUUCCCAGCGAAGAGGUUCGUGAAGCCCGACGUUGCUGUUGUGCAGCCUCCCGCACAGAUGCUGACCUCGACAUUCCGGUCGUGUCAAGCGAGCUGUGCAGGAGACGCCGACUGCAUCAAGAAAUGUCCGAAGCCCUUCUGGCUUGGCUUCAGGAAGACGUGCCAGGAAGUGACGCCCAUCAUGGAAUGCCACCGCAACUGUGGUCACGAUGAUGAAUGUCACGCGCAAUGCCCAUUCCCAAGCUGCCCUCGUAUGAAGGCGAUGGUCGAGACCACCAACAAGUGCCACGAACGUUGCGGCUCAGAUCGGGAGUGUCACUAUCACUGUCCCACGCCGCUGAUGGAUCUGCAGAUGAGAUGCAAGGCCUUUGAGGAAGCGCAGCACUGCCACGAAGCGUGCACAGAGACGGAGGGUGAGUGCCACCACCUGUGCCCAAAGGCAGGGCUUUGGAAGUUCUUCCACCAUGGACACGACCAUGGCUUCCACCACGGCUUCCACCAUGAGGAGGGUGUUCACCAUGACCAUCACCAUAGCUUCCACCACGGCUUCCACCAUGACGAGGGCAUUCACCACGAGCAUGACCAUGGCUUUCACGGCUUCCAUGCCUUCCACGGUCACCACGGAGACAGGCACUAUUUCCACCACGAGGGUGCGACCAAGCAGGAUCCGACGAAUCUCUUCUUGCGGGGAUCCCAGCUGCAGGAGCAGGUCAUCACCUGCACCCAGAAGUGCCAGAGCGACAUGGGAUGUUUGGAGAAGUGCACAGAGAGUUGGUGGGAGUUGAAGAGGAAGACGCAGUACGUUGGAAUGCUCUCAUCGGAUCCGCCACCGAUUACCUGUGACGGAAGAGACGCCGCGCUUCCAAAGGGUAGGGCAGGCGACCUCGACGACAGCCUUGAGGAGUUGAUGGCAAGCUUGCGGCCUCCUCCGAUCACUCGUCCAGCCAGUGAUGGAGGUGCUGCUACCGGCGGCGCACUGGCUGUGCUGCAGGCAGCGCUCUUACCCUGCUCGGAGCCUCCGUCCCGUGGCCAAAGUCCUGGCCCACGAAACCAGGACGGCAAGGCAGAUCGCCGCUUUCCGCCAAGAAAGCCGUCUGGACUUGGAAGCAUCUGCAGUCCGUCCAACGGCCGAGGCACUCCACAGCGGCGCGGCGAUCGCACGCCCAGCGUCUCGCGGAUACCGAGCAGCCCUGUGGCAUCUUCACCGUGUGAAAGCCGCGGAAGGCCCUCACCGACGGCAUCUCCACCCAGGCAAUCUGCGAGCGCAAUGCCUCUAAGGCAUUCUCCGAUUUUCCCCUCUGCCGAGAAGGCCAAGGCUCUCUGGCCAAGGCCGGCUCGGAGAACGGCCUUCGUCAGCUCUGCAUCCGACGCAAACAGCGAGUUCCGGCCAUACAUGGAGGAUGGCCAUCAGGUGGUUCAGCCUCUUCACAGGGCCGGUAGCACAGACAACGAGGAGCUCUGGGAUUUUUUCGGUGUCUACGAUGGCCACGGCGGCCGAGCCGAGGUGGAUCACGUGGAGGCACACCUCCACUGCACCGUGCGAAGCGAGCUGCUUGCGGCUGGCGACGCCCCGACCGCGUUGGUGACCGCGUUCAAGAAAAUGGAUAGCCAAUUGGCUAUGACGGGUGCCUGGAACAGCGGCUGCACGGCCACCGUGGCAUUAGUGAUCCAGCAGGGUCUUAGCCGUGUCGCGCACGUCGCCAAUGUUGGAGACUCCAGAGCAGUUCUGGUCUCGCCCACAGGCGACAGUCGGCGGGUCUCCAGAGACCAUCGUGCAAGCGAUCCUGACGAGGCCCGGCGUGUCUCCGAGGAGGGCGGCUUCGUUCGAUUCGGCCGAGUUGGUGGUGCCCUGAGCGUCUCCCGAUCGCUCGGGGACCACAACUUGAAGGGUGCCGGCGUGAGCUGCGUUCCAGACGUCUUCAGCUUCCCGGUUAACGACGGGGAAGCGUUGUUGGUUGCUUCUGAUGGCUUCUGGGAUGCGCUGAGCGAUGAUGAUGCUGGCGAGGCUCUGGUUGGCAUCGUCAAGGCAGCCGUGGCGAGCGGCCAGGCCGGACUUUGCACUUUGGCCGAUGCGUUUGGCGUUGGUGAGCUCGGGGUCGACGAGUUUGUUGGGCUUCGACCAAGGACCUCCUUUCUGUUCGGAUGGUUGUGGAAAGAUCCAAACUCGGACUUAGCUCCGGAGGCCCUCCUCCAACGCCUGCAUCCAAAGCUGCGUGAAGAGAUAGUCAAGAGGCCCCGCUUGAAGAAAUCUUUCGAAGAUGAUGUCAGAGCGGUCUUCAAAGCCUACAAGAAUCAAGCAUCGCUCGAGGAGUUUAGAGAAUUAGUGGACGGGAACAUUUCCGAGCUCAAUCACCGGAUCGAGGCAGAAGGGCCGCGACAUAUGCGUGCAUUGAUGAAGCACGCCAAAGAGUAUUCGCAGUACCAUGGCAUCGCCCAUCCUCUUCUCUUCGCCCAACGAGCUGCAUGCUGCAGCUGGGUGCUGCCAAUCCCAUUCCGAGAGCAUAGAGCAGGCUGCAGCGAAGCGGCCCCACUGAGAUACCGGAAUCGGGAUGGAUCGCGUUUCCUGUGA